UUUGAGUGUCACUGGGCCGGCUUGAUUGUAGGCCCCUGACUGCGGUCUAUGACCCAGGGCGCUGGGUCAGCUGAGUGGCGGUGGGAGCGUGCCGACCGCCGGGCCGGAGCGGCGGCCGGAGUCUGGAGUUGGAGCGGUGCCAAUAAAGGUCCGUGCUGAGCCUGGAUGUUACAAUUGGCGACGAGGUGAAUAUCGUGCUAUGGAAGAUGGCUGAAGGCUUCAGUUUAGCCCCAUUUGAUUUACGCGAAGAUGUGUGGGAAGAGUGGUUCGAGAGAUUUGAGUUUUACUUGGAUGCAAGAAAUGUGACUGACAAUGGCAAGAAGAAGUCCUACCUGCUUUCACAAUGCGAAGCGGCUUCCAGGGACGCCAGGAUCAUCGGAGGACAGGAGAGCACCGUCAACGAGAUCUCUGUGCCGGGUCGGGACGUGACGCCGGGUGGGAUCAAUGAAGUGCACGCCGGCCAACGCAGUCGCGACGUUUCAGGAGAUACAUCCGACUCCUGAGUUGAAGAAGCCAAAGUCUGUCCUCAGAACCUACACUGGAGCCAAGAUUCCGGUCGUGGGUGAAUUCAUCGCGGACGUGAAGUACAACAACCAGGCGAGAUGGCUUCCACUGGUGGUGGUUGGAGGAGAUGGACCAAACCUCCUCGGGCGCGACUGGCUUGGGAACCUGAAGCUGGACUGGUUCAACAUCUUCUCGGUAUCGACGCCUGGGCUUCGGUGUCAACUCGGCGGUGGCGUUGUUUCAGCGAGAGAUGGAGAAGUUGUUGAAUGGUAUGCCUGGUGUCUGUGUUUUCCUAGAUGAUGUGCUCAUUACUGGGAAAUCCCAGAACGACUGCUUACAGCGCACAUCUGCGGUGUUGGAGAAGCUGCAAGAUGCCGGACUCCGUGUGUCGGAGAAGAAGUGCAAAUUCUGCGUGGACAGCGUGGAGUACCUGGGACACAGGAUCGACGCUGAGGGCUGUCACCCCACAGAGGCGAAGAGCUUGGAGGAGGAGUUUGCAUUGGACUCCUCCCGGAUUGCUGCGCUGACGUCUCGGGACACUCUGCUGAGUCGGGUGCGGCAGGCCAUAGAGACUGGUGAGUGGCCUGACGAGGAGGACAUCCGCUCAUUCUUCCACAGGAGAGAUGAGCUGUCGGUGAUCCGCGGAGUGCUGCUGUGGGGCAGCCGCGUGGUCGUGCCUGCCAAGGCACAGAAGCACGUUUUACACGAGCUACAUGAAGGACACCCUGGGGUUCGGCCUCCCGGACACCAUCGUCUCGGACAACGGUCCGGCCUUCAUCGGGGAGGAGUUCCAGCGGUUCACGAGGAGGAACGGCAUCCGUCAUGUGAGGACGGCUCCUCACAGGCCGGCAAGUAACGGGUUGGCGGAAAGGUACGUCAAGGAAGUAAAGUAUGCGCUUCAAAGAUCCACUUCCGGAACCAUGUCCGUCAAACUUGCUAAAUGGCUGAUCAGCUGCCAUUCAACACCCAAUGCAACAACGGGGGUAACGCCUGCGUCUAUGAUGUUCGGUCGAGAGUUAAAGACGAGACUGCAACUUCUCAAACCGGACUUGGAACGGACUGUAGAGCAGCAGAAGGAUAGACAGAAAGAGUACUAUGAUAUGCGUACUAAAGGCCGUCAAUUUCAGGUGUCCGACAGAGUCUACGCCAGAGGCUUCGGGAGCGGACCGGUUUGGUCGCCCGGAGUGGUCGUCUCUCUCCUCGGUGCAACGAUGGCGGAGGUCCGGCUGGACGAUGGUCGACUGUGGCGCCGUCACUUCGAUCAGCUGCGGUCUGCGGGCGACUCUGCUCCGAAGAAUCGCACGGAGACGGACGUCUGCGACUUCGGACGGCUGCGGGAGAGGCGUGACCUGGCGGGUGGCGAGCCGGACGAGAGUUGGCUGGAGGACGAUCAGCAGGAGGAUCCCGUGGUGAUCUCGGACCGGAGACCGGCGGCUGACGCCGGCCAGCCUGAGCAGAGCUCGGAGAGUCCCGGAGUACAGUCGUCUCCGGCUGCUCGUCUCCCCUCUGGUGCGUGCGUGUGUGCGGGUGAUCAGACUUCGAGUGCGCGCGCGUGUACAGGUGAUCAGAGUCAGACUUUGAGCGAAGGGACUGCCACGGGCGUGACUCGGGAUUCUUUGGUGUCCCGAGGGCUGUCGGGCUCACUAGAGAGAGCGGAAGGUGUUCCGUCGGUCACACUGCGUCGAUCACAGCGUGAACGACGCAAGCCGGACUAUUACAGACCCGGUGCUGGGUAGAUAUGUGUUAAUGAACACUUGAGACUUCUGUGUAGCUGUUGUGUUCUUUUCGUUACUGAGCCAGGAAUGGCGUUUGUUGUUUGUUGUUGUUGUUGUUGUUUUUUUUUUUUUUUUGGAGGGAGGUAAUGUGAUGGUUUGAGUGUCACUGGGCCGGCUUGAUUGUAGGCCCCUGACUGCGGUCUAUGACCCAGGGCGCUGGGUCAGCUGAGUGGCGGUGGGAGCGUGCCGACCGCCGGGCCGGAGCGGCGGCCGGAGUCUGGAGUUGGAGCGGUGCCAAUAAAGGUCCGUGCUGAG
Molecule: messenger RNA, 2534 nt
Organism: Amphibalanus amphitrite
Lineage: Eukaryota; Metazoa; Arthropoda; Thecostraca; Balanomorpha; Balanidae
Exons: 6
Coding region: 1218-2240 (340 amino acids)
Biological process (GO): DNA integration
Molecular function (GO): nucleic acid binding
Source: RefSeq, a predicted model, not a curated record